Molecule: messenger RNA, 2525 nt
Organism: Galleria mellonella (greater wax moth)
Lineage: Eukaryota; Metazoa; Arthropoda; Insecta; Lepidoptera; Pyralidae
Exons: 4
Coding region: 554-937 (127 amino acids)
Source: RefSeq, a predicted model, not a curated record
CUUAAAAAAUGGUCCGAUGUGUACUAAAUUUUAUUAUUUCAAUCAUCAGAGUAUGAUAAAUAAACAAUAAUUACAAUACAAACGGUGGCCGUAUCAAUAAAAUCAAUCUUUUUCAGACAACCUGGCAUAAAUAGUGGAUAAGUACAGAGAGAAAGUUGGUGGUGCAAGGCAAAGACAAUAAAUACAAAAAAGUAAUGAAAUAAGACUAAAUUACACAAACUUAUGUAUGUAAUAUAAAUAAUAGUACAUAAACAGAUAUAUCAAAUAGAUCAAGGUAAACAAUACAUAGUAAAUAUCAAGCCAAAUUAGAGACAUAGGUAAAGAGAUUUUACUUGACUCUUAAACAAGGCAAAAGUUUGUAUAUAUCCAAUGGAAAAAAGUGUUUCAGAGACAGAUAGCUUGGAUAGUGCAAGAAUAGGAAUAGAGUUUGUAUAGAAUGAGUAGAAAUUAAUAAACAAAGGGAACUCACACUGCAAUGUAUAAAAGGCGGAUUUAAUACUACAUAGCAUUCUCUUCCAGUCAACCUUUGGCAAAACAGAAAUUUAAUUAUGCGAUGAAAAAAUUGAAAUUUGUUGCAAAUAAAUAUUUACACAUGCUAGGUCUAAUUAUAACGAUCUAUCUGACAACAGCUUCUACUGACGAAGAAGUAACGAGUGUAGCGAACAAAGUAGACGUAACUACAGUUCCUUCCCAAAUCAUAGAGCGAUCAUCCCAUCAUCACAAAGUGGGACCAAGUUUUCAUGGUUUCUGGAAGAAAAAAUUAGUUUGGCGGCCGCGUUGGGUAAAGACGUGGCAGGAAAAAAAGAUUUUUGUAGCAGUGUGGAAGAAGAUGUGGAGCCCAGCAGUGCUGAAUGAAUGGGUUCCCAUACCUAAGCCACCACCAGGUUGGAUUAAAUAUGAUGUAGGCGGUUACGCAGUUAAAAAUGUACCUUAUUGAUUCUACAGAAAUGAAUCUACUGAAUCAGCAAUAAUAUAGGUAUGUGGCAACAACGAAACUUUCUAUUACCUAAAAUUGAUGAUGUCAAUAACGCCUUCAUGACUAUCUAAAUAUGGUUUACUAUUUUUUGCAAACCAUUACUGUCGUCAUACUUACGUCAUAAUAAUCUACUUUAGAAUUUUAUUUAUUUAAACUAUAGUACCUGUAGGUAUUAAAAGUAUUCGCUCUAACAUAUAGAUGAUCUUUCUUGUAAUAAUUAAUGUGUUUUCGGGAACACGUAAUAAAAUAUUCAUAUGCCUAGUCAUAUGAAUUUCGAGACUCUUGUAAACCAGUUCGGAAAUUAGUUUUAAUUAAAAAGAAUAUCAAGAAAAGAAAUUCGACGUUUGCUCUUUCGAAGCAAAAGUGAAAUUCCCAUUUUUCGAUUUUGUGAGUAAAUACUAAUAUACAAUUCAAGAAUAGAUAUACAAAAUUAGACGAACACAGAUCAGUCAUAGUUGAGUAAAGAAUACAAAUAUAGCUCCCGUAUUAAAAAAUAUCUUAUUGUAAAAUUUAAUGCCAUUUGAGGCUCUGGGCACUUUAAACAAUUUAAUUUUAAAUCGAUUUUGAGGCAUCUUUUUAUCGAACAUAGUCCACUCCCGUGUUGACUCUAUAUUAAUUAUGUCAAGAUUGAACGUCCGUAAGACUUUUUUUUAAAUGUAUGCAGAUAUACCAAAUAUAAUUCUAUGGUUGUGAAUUUCUAAGAUUUUACCUGUUUCUUAGCUUUAAUUUUAGAAUUAGUAUUGUGAUUCAACUGGGAUAGGCAAUGACUGUAAAAGCUUGCUUUUUUAUCCCUUCAAGGUCUCCGAAAUACCGUUAUACCUCUUAUAUUUUUAUUGAAAAUUACAAGCAUAUUCUAAUUUAGAUUGUUUCAUAUCAGCAGAAGGAGGAUAUUAAAAAAUAAAAUUACAUCUCCAAUUGUAUUUUAAAAAAUCCUUUCAACAACAUAUAAGGUCACAUAUUUAAAAGUAACCAAAGUAAAAUAUGUUUUCAUUUGAACACAAAAUUAUUUAAAAUAAAGUAGGUAAAAUGUAAGUAGAUAGGUAUUAAAUCUUUUUGUACCAUUUUUAAAUUUGUAAUUACAAACAAACUGUAUGAAAAUUAUCUGUAAAAUAAUCAAAUUACUAACAUACACAAAAUCCUAUCUACAUCAAAAGUGAUCGAUAUGUAGUUGGUAUCUUGAAUAAUUUAAGAUUAACGCGCACACAAUAACAAACUAUAAUGGGUUAGAAAUGUGGAACAAAGCUGGUUUUCAUCAAUACUUUAAGCAUUACAAGUGUGAUGUAAAGCGGUUACAGGAGUUUAUACGUCUACGUAUACAAGUAUCUACCUAAACAAAUUUAGCUAUGAAGCAAAUUAUCGUAGAUAUAAUUUGACAAGAAUAUGCAAAGCGAAUUUAUAAUAAACUCGAACUUACCUAUAGGAAAACAAUAAUGUGCAGCAUAAUAAUUCAAGCGAAUAUAUAACUAUUUAGAUUAAGUAUUUGUUGCUUAAAAUGUUAUUGUUAUUUAUUAUAUUGUUAAGUUGUUAAUUUAUUUACUGAAUAUUUAAC